CUCGCGGCGGUUGUCAUUCCACAUCUCAUCUGCCGGUGUAAUAAACUACGACAACACGACUGACCCAAUCACCCAAUCCUCACAAUCCAAUGCUAUAUCUACUCAAACACUGUGUGCGCCUCCAGUCUCAUCAUUAGUGCACAGAAUAUAGUGUCUAAUAUAGCAGUGAAAGCCUGUUAUUCCGCACAACCUGUUGUCUAUCGCACAGAAUAUUCUUUAGUAUUCUGUGAGUGCAUAGCGAGAGUGGUAUCGACGACAGCACUGAUUAUCUAACUGUUGAUUCUGUGCUUUAAGUGCUUUUUGAAAGCAGAGUUUGAAGUAGUUUUGCGAUUGAAUGACUGAUUGAUCGGUGGAUUUGGUGGACCAAUGUCUUCGUCGGGCACCACCGAUAGGCCUCGAGUGCGGUCGUCGACGUUCGGGUCGCUGCAGACGCUGACCCGUGCGCUCCGGGAGUCCCUCCGUCUCCGGAAACUUCGCAAACAGAAACGACUCCGAAAUGAGGCCAACAGUGAACAGAUGAGGAGACGGAGUAAAUCCGUUGGCAAUGCUUUCGUCGACGACGAGAUCAGUGAUAUAGGGAUCAGUGUAGUGAUGGCGUCGGACAUCGGGCCCGUCAUAAACCCGAGCAAAAUACGAGACAAAACAAAGCAAAGACUACCCCAACGACGGCAGUCCAAGAGUGUCGAUGACGUCGAGUUGGCACAAAUCAAACGGUCCAUUGAGGCCGAGAGGGAAAAGAUGGCCAAACUGUCGCCCAAUACGGGCGCCGCCAAUAACAACAUCGGACAGCAUAUUAGGCGACGCUCUAAAGACGACCACGACCUCCCAAAAGCACCCAAAGCCAAGGAAAGCCAUUAUUACGUAUCGGAGCAAAAGGGUUUCCGCAAACGGUUUGGCAAACUCUUUGGAUCCCUUCGCUCCAGAAGUCAAGCACACACUCAGUUACAGCCGGAGACACCCUCUCCCUCCUCGGCCUCGUCUGUCGAGGGCGACGAAAGCCAAACCAAACCUAACGCUGAGUCCAAACCAGUCGAUGAGAAACCAAAUGAUACCUCGAAGACCAAUAAUAUUGAGUUAAAUACUGUUAAUAAGGAUAAGGAUAGCAAUGAAGAGGCGGUCUCAAGCAAGACAAAUGAUAACUCAAAUGUUUAG
Molecule: messenger RNA, 1152 nt
Organism: Oppiella nova
Lineage: Eukaryota; Metazoa; Arthropoda; Arachnida; Sarcoptiformes; Oppiidae
Source: the annotation of a GenBank genome assembly